Drosophila arizonae is the source of this 3116-nucleotide messenger RNA. RefSeq names its product ER membrane protein complex subunit 1 (gene EMC1). Lineage: Eukaryota; Metazoa; Arthropoda; Insecta; Diptera; Drosophilidae. The record is from RefSeq and is a predicted model, not a curated record. Gene Ontology annotation, cellular component: EMC complex. Gene Ontology annotation, biological process: protein folding in endoplasmic reticulum.
CCCUGUAAAAAUUGUCGUCUCAUCCCCCUUUUACUAUGACGGAAAACACAAAUUACUGACGUUUUCAUUAAUUUAUAACUUAAAAACGUGUCGGUCACUGCACAAUUCGUGCCUAAUACAUUUUAAAGGAGGUUUCACAGCGAACCGCACGCAAAUGGAUUUCCUAAAGUCUUCAGCCGGUACGCUAAUUUCUUUGCUCUCGUUGCUGCUGCUGUUGAGCACCUGCUCUGGGCUGUACGAGGACCAGAUUAAAAAAUUCGACUGGAGAAGCGUGCAUGUGGGCAGUCUAAAGCAUGCUUACGUGGAUCUUAACCAUUUUCAGCCGCGUGUGCUAUUAAGUACACACGAGCAAGUGAUUGGAUCAUUAUGCCCAAAGACCGGUGAGAUUAUCUGGCGACAGGUGUUAGAGAAGAAGCCGCGAGGUGAUAUAAAGCUGCUACAGGUAAGCGGUUUCGCUGACGAUAGCAGUGACACGGCGGCUGCCCCCAUGGGCUCGCAUUUGGGCUUUGACAUGAUGACCGUGCAGGGCCACGCACCAGCGCUUGUGCGAGGCUGGAAUACGAAUAUUGGCACAAUCGAAUGGGAAUGGUCCAUAAUGCCGUUGAAUACAGAGAGGGCACAGGACGCCGUCUGGUUCUACAGUAAUUCUGUGCUGUAUCAUGUGGUGCCUGCAUGGCGUAGUCACAUUGAGGUCACCUCAUAUUUUGCGACGUCCGGACACACAACAGGCAGCACAAGCAAGAUUAUGGCUGCUUGGAUAAAUCCAGAGAGUUGUUUGCUCAGUGGCUCGUUUUAUGUUUGCCUGGAUGGCAAGCAGCUCAUCAGCUUGGAUUUAUUAGCCAAGAGCACGCAAGUGAUUGCCACAUCUCUGGGAUCCGAACCGAGCAGCAAAAUCCAGGAUUUACCGGGCUUAAAUGGUGCGUUGAUUGUAGAUAAAAAACUCGUCAGUGUUAACAAGGAUCAGGCUGUGUGUCCAGAUCUUUCAAGCGAUAGCUUUAUUGUCGGCAGCUUUAACAGGCGCAAAGUUAUUGCCUAUGCCGAUUUGAUAAAUAAUAUGCUUAAUAUUAAUGCCGUUUAUUUGGACGACUGCAGUCCCGUGCCUGAACUGCAUUUAAGUGUAGCAUUUGCUGACCACUAUGGAUCUCCUAGUCUUCGAUCAUUUGACUGUAAAUCCACUCGCAAUAGCGAUGGAAAAAAUUGUCUGUUUCUGCUUUCCACCAGCGCCGAGUCCAUUGUUGCUGUACAACAAGGACGUGUACGUUGGGCGCGUGAGGAAUCCUUGGCGAAUGUUAUUGAUACGCAGUUCCUAGACUUACCCUUAGCGGAUUCGGAAGGAACGCUGGAAAAUGAAAUGAAGGGCAAAGCAGGUGACAUUGCCACUGCUUUUAUGCGUCGCAUUACCACACAAGCGAUACAAAUUAAGAGCCUAUUCUUGCAUGUCAUUGGGCUGGGUCCUCCACCAACGGACACGCAACGUGCUGGACUUGUCCGCGAUUCCUUUGGACUGCAUAAGAUGCUGGUAUUGCUGACACGCUCAGGAAAAAUCUUUGGCAUUGACAAUAUAGCCGGCAAACAUCACUGGCAACUCUAUUUACCCAAUGUGGCGGGCUUCGAAAAUUCCGAGCAGAUGCGUCUGAUUGUGCAGCGAAGCUCCAAGCACUUCCCCUUGCAGCCUCUGUGCGCUAUUGUAGCUAAAUCUGUAGAAAAUGGCAAUGGUGUAUUGUUUCGGUUUAAUCCCAUCACAGGACAGGCUUCCGAGGGUGGGCUACUCCAACUAAACUAUAAAAUCAAGCAGUUGGCACUGCUACCCGAAACAGAGGAAGAUUAUGUUAAAGGUGUUUUAAUAUUGGAUGGCGCCAAUAAAGUUCAUGUGGAGCCUAAACAUGCGACGCCAUUGGCGCAUGGUUUGUAUUUGUACACGGCUGAUUUAAAAACUGCUGAGCUCGAGGGCUACUAUGUGAAAUAUGCGGGCGGUGAGCUGUCAGCUUUACCGAUUUGGAAUGUUCGUCUGGGCGGUCACAAUUCGGAACAACAAAUCAUAAGCGUUGCUAGCAAAAAUCCUAUUGAGCACGUGCACUCCCAGGGCCGUGUACUGGGCGAUCGUUCAGUGCUCUAUAAGUACAUUAAUCCUAACCUAGUUGCCUUCGUUACACAGGCUCCAGAUGCCACUCACAAAUCUGUGCUCAAUAUGUAUUUAAUUGAUGUUGUGUCCGGAUCAGUCAUCUUCUCGAUGACGCAUCGGAAGGUGCGCGCGCCGCUGCACAUUGUGCACUCCGAGAACUGGCUAGCCUACUCUUACUUCAACGACAAAGUGCGACGCACUGAAAUCACUACUAUUGAACUAUAUGAGGGCAGUGCGCAGGCCAACAACAGCGUUUGGAGUUCCUUGCAGGCACCGUCCAUGCCGCUCGUGGAGCGUCAGUCUUAUAUCAUACCCACAAUAGUGGAAGCCAUGCGCGAGACAAUCACCGAACGUGGCAUCACCAACAAGCAUGUCCUAAUUGGUACUGCUAGUGGUGGCAUUGUAGAAAUGCCCUGGCAUUUGCUGGAUCCACGUCGUCCAAUAUCAUCCACAACUCAGGGACGUGAAGAAGGUGCCAUUCCCUAUAUACCUGAGCUGCCUUUGCCAACUGAGAAUUACAUCAACUAUAAUCAAACAGUUGCACGUUUGCGUAAUAUCUAUACCGCUCCCAGCGGCUUGGAGAGUACCUGUCUAGUCGUAGCCACGGGCUUAGAUAUAUUUGUUACGCGUGUUGCGCCUUCAAAAACGUUUGAUUUAUUGAAGGAGGAUUUCGACUAUAUAUUAAUUUCUAUAGUACUGGUCGUGCUAACUUCGGGUUCUUUGAUCGUUAGGCAUUUAGCGUCUCGUAAGCUGCUCAAACAGGCGUGGAAAUAGAAGUGGCCCUAUUAUGAAUAUGUAAUUGCUUUAUAUAAAUUGUACUACGACCAAAAAUAAUAACAAGAAGAAAUGUGGAGUAGACGGCAGAGAACAAAUUGUAGUAGCUGCAUUUUACCUAAUAAUGCAAUUGAUAACAAUUUUUUUCUCUAAGCUUAGGCAAUUAUUUAUAAUUAAAUAUAUAUAGCGUACAAACAAGUAAUUAGCUGUUGAAAAAGUU